Messenger RNA from Gopherus evgoodei (Goodes thornscrub tortoise), 3710 nucleotides. RefSeq names its product DNA damage inducible transcript 4 like (gene DDIT4L). Lineage: Eukaryota; Metazoa; Chordata; Testudines; Testudinidae. Gene Ontology annotation, biological process: negative regulation of signal transduction. The transcript has 3 exons. Bases 149 to 820 code for a protein of 223 amino acids. The record is from RefSeq and is a predicted model, not a curated record. Gene Ontology annotation, cellular component: cytoplasm.
CCUUCCCCAUCCUCGUUCAAGCUGCUCCUCUUCACAUGAGGGACUGGAUGAGUCCUGUCCCAGCUCUGCUCCCCUCAGAGCCUCUUGGAACAACAGCCAAUGAGAGGGGAAAGAUCUAGCAGAGUAGAGCACCGCCUUGGGAGUGUGAAUGGGGUGGGGAGAGGAAGGAGCACAGACAGGUGGGGAAAUGAGAAUAAACCAGAAGGGCGUAAAGAUCUGUUGGAGGUUACUUAGAGUGUACUUUAAAAUGGUUGCAACUGGCAAUGUAAGCAGUAAAAGCACUGCAUGCAUUUCAGAAUUGCUGCACCAAGGCUUUCACCACACAAACAUAAGCGACUUUGACUACUGGGAUUACGUUGUGCCUGAACCCAACCUUAGUGAGGUGGUGUUUGAGGAGAGAACCUGUCAGAGUUUAGUUAAAAUGUUGGAGAACUGCCUAUCCAAAUCAAAGCAGACCAAACUUCACUGCUCAAAGGUUCUGAUACCAGAACAACUAACCAAGAAAAUAGCUCAAGAUGUAUUGCGGCUUUCUUCAACUGAGCCUUGUGGUUUGAGAGGUUGCAUUAUCCAUGUCAAUUUAGAAAUUGGAAAUGUAUGUAAAAAGCUGGAUAAGAUUAUCUGUGACCCCAGUAUUGUUCCUACUUUUGAACUGACACUUGUAUUCAAGCAGGACUGUUGCUCAUGGCCCAGUUUCAGGGACUUUUUCUUAACCCAAGCUUGUUUCGCAUCUGGCAGCAAACGUACUCUGAUUUUGAGUCCUGGGUUUCGGCUUAUUAAAAAAAAACUUUACUCGAUUGGGACAGUUAUUGAAGAAUGCUAGAAAUCUUGUUGCAUGUUUAAAACUGUGCCUGAUUUUUUUUUAAGAGGUACCUUGCUUUACAGUUUGAUUUCAUGCACAGCAACCUGGUGCAAAAGUAAAUAUUUCACAAUUUUUCCAAGGGGUUAUGUAGCAAACAUAAUUUGCUCAAUCUAAGGACUAUGCCAAUUUGCACUGCAAUCUCAGCAAUGUGUACUUUUAAACUUCUUGAAGUGUUAAGGGGCAAAUGACUAGUCAAAACAAUAAUCAGUUGUGUCUGAAUAUUUUUUGCUUUUUAAAAACUGGAAAACAAUGCAAUUUGGGCAGCAAAGAUGGAUUUAAAAGCAAGGUAACUUCCCAAGCAGAAAUGCUAAAUCAUUGUCUUGGAAAUACUUGCCUACCUCAUACUUGGGUUUGAAAAUGGAAUGUCUGCACUCAGUUGCCCUCUUUUACUGGGCCAGAAAACUGAACCCUGGUAUUCCCUUGCUAUAUCCCUUCCUCCAAAUGGAACUAAGAAACACUUUUGUUUGUCCUCCUGCUAGCUCCUCUCCCAAGUCUGGAGGAUUUCUUUUUUUUUCUGUUCUGGUAUGGUAGCUCAUGCACUUCAGAGGACACCUCAUGGGGGUUUCAGUUCUCCACACCAUCAUAGUAGCCCUACUUUGGUUCUGGAAUGUCCUGGCAGUUUCUCUCCCUCUCAUGAACCUGCCCUCUUCAUACUCCAAUGUAGCUAAAGUUUAGCUAGUGUUCAACCUGAUGCUUAUGUUGCUGCUCAAAUGUCUUUUCACGCUGUCCCCCUCAUCUUCGCUAGAGACUUCCAUUUCAAUUUUACACCACUUCUGUUGAAAAUUAACUAGUCUUCCUAUGCUCAAAUAAACUGACUAGUUGGCCUAGAUAAAACACAGGAAUUUCAAAAGACCAUGAACUGAAAUAGUGACUGUCGCUGUCUGUAACUGAAGCAACAUCUUUCAGAUCCGGCCAGAGGCAGAUAUCCCCACUAUGCAGUUUGGGGGUGAGAGGCUUGCCUAAUCUUUUAGUCUAUUUUCCCUGCCGUGUUUCUCAGUAACAAUUCUCUGGCUAUAUGCCACUCUUCUGAGAGGGGGGGAAAAUCUGAAAGAUGCAUUGUGUCUUUGUUGUUGGCACUUGGGUUUCUUGGAAGAUGACUAUCAACAGAUAAUAGAGGGGAAACUGCCUUGGCAGACACGUACCAAGUGUCUUGGCUCCUAGCACUCAUUCUCUUGAAGACUUAUCUUGCAAGUACUUAAGCUACAUCAACAUGUAUGAAACACUUAUGGCACAAUUUGACACUUACCAAGUCUAUGAUGGAGGAGGGGGAAGUGUGUGUGUGUGUGUGUGUGUGUUCUCAAUCAAGUUGCAUAUUAGGUAUACAGUGUAACUGGCUUAGUUGGAUUACAGAACUGCACUCUUCUAACAUUUGGAAGUUACUGCACCUCACAGCUAUUGAGCCUUUGCCUUAUCAGAAUUGGACCAUUGUAAAGUGACUUGUUUUGCACUUGUACUGCUUUUAAUGUUUUAAUAUCGCUGCCUUAAACGAUGGUGUCACUUUGUAUGCUUGGAUCUUUCUGCACUGAUGUAUAGAUGUUAAGUCCCCUCCACCUGAACUGUUUGGCUUCCCUUUCGAACGUCAAGAUAGCAACUACUUACUGGCACUGUUCUUGAAACCGAUUUCUGUGCAAGAAAAUGGGUUUGUCUAUCUUGACAAUAAAAGUUCAUAUUUUUACCUUUCAAAUGUAGGUUGUCUUUGAGAUCAUUCUUCUCUCAUAUUCAUCAUAUGAUGGUAGUGCCCUGGAACCCACUCAUGCUAGGUGCUGCAUAGUUCCUGUUCCAAAGAGCUUGUGUCGUGUUCUAAAGCAUAGAACAAGGAACAGAUGGCUAGAGGUAGACAAGGGAGUAUAAGGAAACAAUGAAAGAAUGUUGGAGCUCUGUCCCGACUUCCGUUAAGCAUCUGGCUGGGCCGUGCUCCUUCUUUCCUCUAACUGCCAUUGUAAUCCCCCUUCCUUGCUGCGGAGGCCAAAAUGGCUACCACUGACCCCUACUGGAGGAACAGCAGGAAUGUUGUUUGCCAAGAGGAGAUCUGCAGUAAGGGUAUUUGUUAACCCUUCAUACAAGGAUGAUGAGCUUCAUUAGAAGGGAAGGAUGAGUGUCUGAGGGGUUCAGUAUUCAUUCCUAUAGAACAUAAAAAGCUUCCUGUGAGAUCUGCGCAUGGCACAUAUCAUGGAAUAUUCUUUCCAGCUUGGAAUGUGGUGGUGUCCACUACUAGAAACAUGAAAUGCUUCCUUAAUAAACUACACAAAUAAUUAUUUAUAAUGACUCAGAUACAAGUGAGGUGAACACAUUAAACUUUUAUGAUUCUGUUAUGCAAGCACUACCUUGAAUCUUACUAGAGCCAGUGAGAACUAAAGAAGCCUGCCAACUUGUCUAGUAAAUACUUUGUCUAUCCUCCAUAAAUACAGCUCCCAUGUAUAUUCCAGCCAUUUUGUAGAUGACAUGUGCCUUCAGCAAACUACUGGCAACAGCCACCCUGGUGGUAAGUCUAGGUGACCAGGAAUCGAAUAAGCAUGGGAAUCAGCUGGCUCCUGUAGAGUGUGGAGGAGCUAAUUUUGGAAGCAUUGUCCCUGUUAAGGAGAGAAGCUCCAGCAUAGUCGGUCCUCCAUCUUUCACAACCACGGGUAUUUUUAAAAUAAUGGAUCCCUCUGUAUUCGUCUAGUACAGAGGGAUCCAUUAGUGUAUGACUGUAGCGCUACUAAGUGCAAACUUUUAAAACUCCUUUUCUAGGACCUGUUGAUAGAGCAGGGUAUCUAAACCUGCUCUUUUGACUAAAUUCCACUGAUAUCACUGGUCUACAAUUUUUGAGAAGUCAUCUGCUUCAGAGAUAAAAUGUGAUAUUUAUUUUGAU